UCCACUUUGUCUGUCUGUCCGCAACGCAGAAUGUUGCCUUUUAUAUUAGGAAAGCAUGAGUCUUAUUGAGAUAGUUGCUAUUAUAUUUUGCUGAAUUAUUUCAGACGCAUUAAAUUUUCUAAUAUUAUCAUGUCGAAAUCACUAAAGCAUUUGGUUGUUGAUUCUGGUGCUUUCAUCAAAAACGCACCCGUUCAUGAGUUCAGUGAACAUAUAUAUACAGUACAAGGGGCCAUUCAGGAAAUAAAGGACAAGGCAACUUUACAAAGGCUUCAAUUUUUACCAUAUACAUUACAGAUUAAAAGUCCGUCUCCCGAUGCUUGCAAAUUUGCACUUGAAUAUUCAAAAAAGACUGGAGAUUAUUCUAGUCUCUCUGCUACUGAUCUUCAAAUUAUAGCUUUGUGUUAUCAAUUAGAAAAGGAAUUUGUUGGGACUGAUCACAUAAAUAAAGAACCAACCUGCAAGGUUACAGGGAAAUCACCUUUUGGUAAUAACCAGUUAAGUGGAUUUUAUUAUCCUCGGGAAGACGUCAACAGUUUAGGCGAGGAGUCUUCUAGUGAAGAAGGUACAUUAAAUUGUUCUGCAGAUGAGAAACCAACUGAAAACUCUGCAUCAGUUGAAAACAGCACAGAAGACAAUAGCAAUAUAGGAAAUAUCAGUACAGAAAAUGUAUCUCAUACAGAUUCUGAUGAAGAAGGCUGGAUUACUCCAAAUAAUAUCGCCGAAAUACAAAAAAAGAUGGGGUUUUUGGCAUUAGAAGAAAGUACUUCAACAACUGUGGGUUGCAUCACAACUGAUUUUGCAAUCCAAAAUGUUCUGCUUCAAAUGGGUCUUCAUGUUGUUUCAGUAGAUGGUAUGCUAAUCAAACAAGCACGUGUUUUCAUUUUACGCUGCUAUGCUUGCUUUAAGACCACCAGUAAUAUCACAAAGAAGUUUUGUCCAAAUUGUGGAAAUAAAACUUUGAAAAGAGUUGCAGUUACUGUUAAUGAAGAUGGAACCAAAAAUAUACAUAUUAAUUUUCGUAGACCUAUCAAUAUAAGAGGAACAAGAUACUCUCUACCCAUGCCUAAAGGAGGUAAGCAUGCAGUCAAUCCUGUGUUGUGUGAAGAUCAGCCAAUUCCACAGAACAAACCUCCCAAAUCUGCUCUGCAGAAAAUUGAUGCAUUAAGUCCAGACUAUGAAAUUCUGCCAUCUCCGUUUGCUAAAAAUGAUGUUUACAGUCGGGCUGCUUUAUUGGGCAUCAGAACAAACAAAAGUGGAAAAACUAAAAGAAACCCAAAUGAAUGGUCAAAACGCACUGGAAAUAGGAAGAGAAACUAGAAAUGAAAUAAAAAUAUUUAAAGAGUUUUUAUUGAAGUGUUUAUUUAUAAGAUUUUCUUCGCCAAAUCAAACACCAAACAGAAAGUAAGGCCAAAAUCUAAAAUCUAGUUCCUAAUCUUGAAUUAUUAAUUUGUUAAGGAAGCAUAAAAUGUUUAAUAGUUUUGAAGAAAAAGAGUUAGUUUUUUAUGCAUUCAUCGGCAUAUAAACUCAGUCAAGUACGAUGCCGUGCUUUAAUGCUGUUUGUUAUGCUUCCCUAAAGACACUUUACGGUUUAUCCAUUUUCUGGAUCAGCAAAGUGAAAUUUGUGGUUCACGGUGAAAUGUUCGAAGAUGGUAUCUCUCAAUGACAACCAGUAAAGUUUUUGCAGAUCGAUCAAGAACUGCAAUUACAAAGCAUUCGCUGGAUUCUCGGCACAGUCCAGCUAAAACCCAUCAUUGUGGAAGAACCUACUGUUUCACCUAGUGAAAAGGCUUAUGUCUGUUUCUACAAUCUUGUCGCUUCCACCAAUUUUCACUGUUGGCCAAGCUAUUAAAGCUGCUGUGGAAAUCUCCUGCAUCAACAGUCAUAUUAUGGUUAUGUUAUCUUAAGUUGUAAUUCACAAAAUUUAAUUGAUGUCACCUUUUGGCACCAGAAAUGUAUGAACUUAAGGAUUGUGAGGAAGGGGUUUUGUAACCAUCAAACCAAAUUUACUUUCUCACUUAUUUUCGCUCAAUGAAGGACAUUUUCUCAAAUUGUGAAAUUCAUGGCAGGUAGCAAAAAAAGAAAUGCGUUAAAUAAAUAUUUAUUUCCUGCAAAAAAGAAACUAAACUCAUGAAUUGUGUGAAACCGAACUUGUGAAUUUUGUUAGAUUUACCACAAUUAAUUAAGCAUCACUUGUAUUAAUAAUAGUUUGACAAUUUUUUACAGUUCCUCAAAAUGGAGUAGUAUGAAUUUUAUAUUACAUUAUAGAUUAUUCAAAUUGUUCAGUUAUUCAAAUUAUUCAAAUUUUAGUUCCAGACUGACUUCUCAAGAAGUAAUAAUUUGGAACAUCACAAUUUGAAUAAUCCAAGUAAAGGUAAAAAUAAAUACAUAAUAAAAUGAAAUGGAAAAUGAAAA
Messenger RNA from Stegodyphus dumicola, 2412 nucleotides. Its product is annotated as RNA-binding protein NOB1. Gene Ontology annotation, biological process: ribosomal small subunit biogenesis; maturation of SSU-rRNA. The record is from RefSeq and is a predicted model, not a curated record. Gene Ontology annotation, molecular function: RNA endonuclease activity. Gene Ontology annotation, cellular component: preribosome, small subunit precursor. NCBI's taxonomy places the organism in Eukaryota, Metazoa, Arthropoda, Arachnida, Araneae, Eresidae.